Neltuma alba is the source of this 2271-nucleotide messenger RNA. RefSeq names its product ankyrin repeat-containing protein At5g02620-like. The transcript is spliced from 8 exons. Gene Ontology annotation, molecular function: protein binding. The record is from RefSeq and is a predicted model, not a curated record. Lineage: Eukaryota; Viridiplantae; Streptophyta; Magnoliopsida; Fabales; Fabaceae. Gene Ontology annotation, cellular component: plasma membrane. The coding region runs from base 1 to 2271 and encodes 756 amino acids.
AUGGCGGUUUCGCGUACUAUGGUGUUUCUAAAACGACAGCGUUGCAACUCUGCAAUGAUUUCUACAGGUGAGGAGAUACUGGGGCUUCGACUUUCGCCUUGGACAUGGACUCAAUCACUGGACCUGGCUCUUGUUGCCAUUUCUGGGAAGCUUCUUAACUUUGCAAUUUUUGAUGGAGUGGGCAACGCCGUUUUCCAUUUAGCAAUCGCAUCCAAGCAAGUUGAGACUAUAAGAUACCUCCUAUCAAUCCCAAAUGUACUAGAAAUGGCAAGCUUGAAGAAGGAUAUGGGUCUUACAGCCUAUGACAUCCUUAAACAUCAUGUUGAAUUCACAAGGGCCCUUCUCAUGCACAACUCAAAACUCGCCUUUGAGUUGGACUCUUGUCGAAGCACAGUCCUCCAUUUGGCUUCUGCGGAGGGUCAUGUCUACAUUAUUGUGAAGGAACUUCAAGUUUUUGACGAAGCAUGCUUGGUUCGUGAUGAAGAAGGAAGAAUUCCUCUACACUGUGCAGUUAUGAGAGGAAGAUCGAAUAGAGGUUGUGAGAGAAAACAUUUGGAGACCCUCCAAGCUUUGGUGGAACUGGAGCUUGCCGUCAUGGGCGAGCUUAUCGACUUCACAAGCUCUGAUGACGCCGGCAACACCAUUCUCCGCUUAGCUAUUAUGUUGAAGCGACUUGAGCAAAUAGUAGAUUCUAAUAGUAUGCCGCGAGAGAUGGAACUCGUGAAAAUUGAAACUGCUCAUCAUCAUCAGGACGAUGAGAGAAUGAGAGUUCUUUACGAGGCAUCAUACGAAGGAAGCGUUUCAACUUUGAACAUGCUAAUACAGCAAGAUCCAUUAAUCUUGCACAGAAUUAACUCGCGAACUAUCCUUAUUGAAACGCCAUUACACAUAUCAGCUUUACUCGGCCACCUUGAAUUCACCAAAGCCCUUCUUGCUCACAAACCCAAACUAGCCCUUGAGCUUGACUCCUUCCGAAGCACACCUCUCCAUGUAGCUUCUGCAGAAGGCCACAUCGACGUUGUGAAGCAGUUGUUGCUGUAUUAUGACGACGCGUGCUUCGUUCGUGAUCAUGAAGGCAGAAUUCCCUUGCACUACGCUGUUAUAAGAGGGAGAACAGAGGUUGUGAAAGAGCUAAUUAGAGUAAAGCCAGAGUCUUCGAGGAUUCUUGACAAAGGGAAGACCAUUUUUCACUUGUGUGUGGCGUACAACCACUUGCAGAUCAUGAAAGCUUUGAUAGAGUUGGCUAUUGAUGACACCUACGAACUCCUAAAUGAGAGAGACUUGGAUGGAAUGAACACUAUUCUCCAUUUGGCUGUCAUGUUGAAGCAAGUUGAGACUGUGAGGUACCUCAUGUCAAUUCCUGAAAUAAGACAAGCGUCAGACUUGAAGAACAGCAUGGGUUAUACUGCCCACGAUAUUCUUCAGCGAAUUCCGCAGGACUUCAAGUGCCUAGAAAUACAAGCUAUACUGAUGAACUACCCUGGCGUCAAAAGCGAAAAUGUACAAAUGAACACUACUCCUGAAGCACUGACGACUAAUACUAAUGUUGUGGGCCAACAAGAAGUGAGACCUCGGAAGAAGUUUUGGAGAAAUAUUUUAAAGCGUAUGGGAAAAUGGUUCGGUCAUAAUAGCGACAAUAAUUGGUUAGAAGAUAUGAGGGGAAAUUUAAGUCUUGUGGCUACUGUCAUGGCGACCAUAACCUUUCAAGCUGUAUUUAACCCUCCAGGAAAUGUGAUUCAACAGGGUAUAUUAAUCAGUUCCAACAGCACCAUCAAUGAAGGAGACAAAAAUUUUAUCGCUUUUAUAGAAUCAAGUCCCCUAGGCUGCUUGCCAUUCAAGGGUUAUGAUAGUCGUCACGACUUUACUCCGCAUGCAUGUCCUGGAGAAGCUAUGCUUGCUUCUCGUAAUCCAGAUCUCUUUCAGUUAUUUAUAAUCUACAAUACCACCUCUUUUGUUGUGUCUCUUUGCGUUGCCCUUUUGCUAGUAAGCGGAGUUCCUCUCAAAAAUAAACUUGUUAUGUGGAUAUUGUGUAUAGCCAUGUGUGCUGCUCUCACAUUCCUAGCAAGUGCCUAUUUUAUCGCCCUCUUUCUGAUCACUCCACAAAAACCUUGGUUUACGCUCACUGAUUUGGCGUCUAGCAUAGCCAGUUUCAUUUGGAAAGGAUUGCUUUUACUCAUUAGUUUGUACAUCAUAACCCUCUUGGUUAUCUGGCUAGUAAAGAUAAAAAAGCAUCGGAUAAGAGGAGCAGAAACGGAAACAGCUUUUGCUUGA